CCCCAUUUGAUGAAAUCGGUUUCCUCAUCCCACUUCAAACACAAAUAACUCUAAAGGAAACUACUAGCUCAAGGCAAACGACAGGCCCCUUGCUCUGCAAAUGGCGAUCACACGCGCCUCCUUUGCCAUUUGCCUCCUCCUCUCUUUGGCCACCAUAGCCACCGCUGAAUACUACACUCCCUCAUCUCCUCCGGUUUACACUCCACCGGCUUACAAACCAACCCUUUCACCUCCGGUUUACACUCCACCGGUUCACAAGCCCACACUCCCACCUCCGGUUUACACUCCACCGGCUUAUAAACCAACCCACCCACCUCCGGUUUACACUCCACCGGUUCACAAGCCCACGCUCCCAUCUCCGGUUUACACUCCACCGGCUUAUAAACCAACCCACCCACCUCCUGUGUAUACUCCACCAGUUCACAAGCCCACACUCCCACCUCCGGUUUACACUCCUCCGGCUUAUAAACCAACCCACCCACCUCCGGUCUACACUCCACCGGUUCACAAGCCCACACUCCCACCACCGGUUUACACCCCACCCACCUACAAACCCACUCCUCCGGUCUACACUAGACCCACUAUCCCUCCUCUGGUCUACACCCCACCGGUCUAUAAGCCAACCCUCUCCCCUCCGGUCUACACAACACCAACCAUCCCACCUCCGGUUUAUUCUCCACCAGCUUACAAACCAACCCUCCCACCUCCAGUGUACACUCCCCCGGUUUACAAGCCAACUCUCUCUCCUCCGGUCUACAAAAAGUCUCCGAGCUAUUCUCCUCCACCUCCAUAUGUCCCAAAACCAACUUAUACUCCACCCACCAAGCCAUACGUUCCAGAGAUUCUUAAAGCCGUUGAUGGCAUCAUCCUCUGCAGAAACGGUUACGAAACCUACCCAAUUCUAGGAGCAAAGGCAAAGAUUGUGUGCUCCGAGCCAGGAUCAUACGGGAAGAGCAAGAAGGAGGUUGUCAUCUACAGUGAUCCAACUGACUCCAAAGGAUACUUCCACGUGGCGUUGACCGGCAUCCUGGACAUAUUUCACUGUCGUGUCCAGCUCUACACAUCUCCUGUUGAGACUUGCAAGAUCCCGACCAACGUCAACAAGGGUCUCACCGGAGUUCCUUUGUCGAUGUACGGAUACCGUUACUACUCAGACAAGAACUUAAAGCUCUUUAGCGUCGGACCUUUCUACUUCACCGGUCCAAAGGCUGCUCCCACCCCUCCCAAAUACUGAUCAUGAUGAUCACGUUCUUAUGGUCAUGAUCUUGCAUGCACUAUAUAUGAGGCCGUUUUAAUCCAUUUAUUAUUUGAAAACUUUUCCCUUAAAAUGUUCUUUUGUUUCUUUGUUCCAAUUCCAUUUGAUUCGUUGCAUUACCAAUGCAAUCCAUAUAUCUUUUUGGUUAUGCUUUUUUUAUUUUAUUUUAUCAUAUAAUAAUUUUGUAAGAGGAAAAUCUCUCUUGGAGUUAUGCGACUGCUUAUAUCUAUAUCUAUAUAUUUCCUGGAUUAAAGUUAAUUUGGCAAAGAUUAUUUGUAAUUUUGUGGCCGCUGUGUGGACACGUGUAUACUCAAUGCAUAAACAACGAUUUGUCUAUCUUUAUAAACCCAAA
This is a messenger RNA of Thlaspi arvense, 1607 nucleotides long. NCBI's taxonomy places the organism in Eukaryota, Viridiplantae, Streptophyta, Magnoliopsida, Brassicales, Brassicaceae. The record is from the annotation of a GenBank genome assembly.